Molecule: messenger RNA, 1674 nt
Organism: Aureobasidium vineae
Lineage: Eukaryota; Fungi; Ascomycota; Dothideomycetes; Dothideales; Saccotheciaceae
Source: the annotation of a GenBank genome assembly
AUGAUGGACGAGAAGUUACAGGCAGAUAUACAGGAGGUCGAUCCUGCCGUCGCCUUCCCAGCUAACCAGCAGCACGUACACUCGACAUGGGCCCGCACAUUCCACUCGCGACCGGAGCUGUAUAUCCAACCAGAGACGACCGAGGAGAUCCAGAAGAUCAUCAAGCUCGCCCGGCGAAGCAGGAGGCGCAUUGUCGUCGUCGGCUGCGGCCACUCGCCCAGUGACCUUACCUGCACUUCGUCAUGGAUGAUCAACCUCGACAAGUACAACCGCGUGCUCAAUGUCGACCGCGACCGCAAACGCCUCACCGUCCAGGGUGGCAUCCGUCUGCGCGACCUGAACCUGGCCGCCAGCAGCCACGGCCUCACCAUGCCCAAUCUCGGUAGUAUCCACGAUCAGUCCAUUGUCGGCGCCAUCUCGACCGCCACCCACGGCAGCACCCUCAGACACGGUCUCAUGUCCGACUCGGUCAAGUCCAUUCGCAUUGCCCUUUCCAACGGCUCCAUCGCUUCCUGCUCCGCCGAUGAGAACCAAGACCUGUUCCGUGCCGCCCUCACAUCCCUCGGUGCUCUUGGCAUCAUCACUGAAGUCGAGUUCGAGAUGACGGACGCGACAAACAUCGAAUGGGAACAAACUCUGAAACCCCUUGACUGGGUGCUUUCGCGCUGGGACAAUGAUCUGUGGACAAACAAGGAAUUCACCCGUGUCUGGUGGCUACCUUACAUGAAGAGAGCUAUCGUUUGGUCUGCCUCUAAGACGGACAAGCCAGAGAGACCCCCAGUAUCGAGCUGGUACGGAGGCUCCGUUGGCUUCCACACCUACCAUGUACUUCUCUGGAUCUCAAACUACGUCCCUCGCAUUCUUCCCGCCAUCGAGUGGUUUGUCUUUGGUAUGCAGUAUGGCUUCUCUGAUCAUGCUGUCACUAGUGGUAUUGAGCCUCAGCGAACUGGUCUGCUCAUGAACUGUCUAUACUCUCAAUUCGUCAACGAGUGGGCUUUGCCUCUCGAGAAGGGCCCUGAGGCCAUCACUCGUAUGUCUGCAUGGAUCAACGGCGAGGAAGGCUCUGGAAUUCCUUUCAGCAACAAGGGUCUCUAUGUUCACGCUCCUGUCGAAGUCCGCGUUUCCGACACCUCUCGCGUCCAGCCCAGACCUUGGAUGGACAACACUAACCCCAAUGGCCCUACUCUUUACCUCAACGCCACUCUCUACCGUCCCUUCUUGAAGGACCCUCCAUGCCACGAGCGCUAUUACGAAGCCUUCGAAUACCUCAUGAAGCAACUCGGAGGCAAGCCUCACUGGGCAAAGAACUUCUCCACCGUCACCAACGACGACCUGCAAAACAUGUUUGGCGACAACCUGAAGUCUUUCCUGCGCGUGCGCAACGAGGUCGACCCUGAUGGUGUCUUCGUCGGCGCAUGGCACCGCCGCUACCUGUUGCCUGCCGACGCCCCUCGCUUCGCUUGCGAGGAGAAGGAGUUGGCAAGAACGCAGGCUGUCGAUGGUGGCAAGAACUGGUUCGGCGAUUUGACAAGCCAUCCAAGAACUGCAGAUGAAAAGACUGCUCUGCUCUCGACGGAUCAAGGUCCCGACCAUGAUGAUCUUGAGGAUGCACGUCGCUUCAGAGAGACUGCUGCCGAGAGUCUGUUUGGCACGAAAGUGUUUGAUAAGAUGUGA